Ectocarpus siliculosus is the source of this 1978-nucleotide messenger RNA. The record is from the annotation of a GenBank genome assembly. Lineage: Eukaryota; Phaeophyceae; Ectocarpales; Ectocarpaceae.
UGCUGUGUCCUGCAGCUGCCGCCGCCCCACCUCUCUCUUUGGUUGGUCCGACGGCUACCACCGCCGUGUCCUUAGCUAUGGGACACCGUCGACUUGCUCUACUGGGCUUGGCGGUUGUCGUCCUGUUCGCAGUUGAUGGUGCUGCAGCUGCUUCAAAGGGUGCUCCACGAGCAGGAAGUCAACAACGCCGGUCGACGAAGGCCUCACGCAGCAGCCGUCCCAGCCGCAGGGACAUUGACGAGGAUGAGCGAGAGUUUCAGGGUUGGGACGGCGAGACUAAAAAGGGAACAAGGAGUUCAUCUAGUAGCAAAUCUAGCCGAGCAGCACGUGACGAUGGGUCGGUUGGCAGGCGUGUGCGGCCAUCGUCGACACCAGGGUCAUCUCGGUCGAGCUCGAGAUAUCAGGAAAGCGGGACAUCGCGACGCAGGAGCCGAGGGAUGGAGCUGGUGCCUAGCAGGCGUAGCCCACCUAAGAGUAGCAUGCUAUCAGGUUUGGCAGCUACGAUGAAAGGCAAGGCUGCGUCAAUGCAAGAAGAUGCCAAGGGCAAGGUGACGGAAUGGAGGAACAUCGCAAAGACGACGGUGUGGUUUUCGAGCAAGAUGGAGAAGUUCAUGAUCCAAAUGACAUGGCCGGAUGAUGGAGCUCUCGACGAUGCCUGGGUGAAGGACACGAUGAAUUUUCUCGAGAGCGCUGGGAAUGAGCCUCCUCGCUCGCCCAACAACCCCAACAAGCGCAUACUCCGGAAGCUAUGGUUGAGGAUGACAGAAGGAGACUACCGAACCAAGCUGAAGGCGUUACAGAUCUUGCACCACACCACGAUGGAUCUCAGCUCAGAAGCCAACGGCCGGGUGAGGAACCAGUUCAUGAAGAUGAGGGACGAAACGAACCACAAGAAUCGCAAUGAGGUGUACUUCGAGCCUGCGCGCAUCAUGGACGUUACCAGCUCCGGUAUGCCGUUUCUACCGCUUCUGCGGUCCUACUCUUCGUUCACGUUGAGGAGAAUGACUGAGGUGCAAGGCGGGCCGAAACAGAUAGCGUCAACGCUUCGGAGCAAGAAGACCUCGCAACCGGAAGCCGUAGCGCUCCUUCGACGCUUGGACAAGCUCAUAUGCACCGGGAUGGGUUGCAAGGUGGACCGCAAGACCUUGAACACGAUCACGGGGCAGGUGAUGCAACUUACUGCGAGAGACUUGAUGACCUUGUGGAGACUAUACGUGAAGGGUCUGACGAGGUUGAUCAAGGGCGGGUACAAGGAAGGAAGAACGCCUGCGCCGGAGGCAGUUGUGCAACUUCUGACCCAGUACGGUAAAACCCAACAGGCUUUGGAAAGGUACUUGACACACUUCAAGAAGAUCGUUAGGGACCGGAGGCUUUUUGAGGACAACCAAGUUGACCCGGCCGCUUUACAAGUGUGCUUAGCGUCGGUGACGCAAGCGGAUGGCCAGGGUGCCGAGGCCGAGGAGGAGGAGGACGACGAUGACGACGACGAAGAGCAAGAAGAAUGAAAUAUUGGCCAACGUAACUACUAGGGUAAAGGAUCGGGAGUCGUUUUCUUGGGACCCCAACGGUUAGAGCGACACCGAGGAGGUUUGGAGCAGCACAGCGCAGCACCGGCGCAACGUUGUUUAUCUUGAACUUCAUUCUUUGAAGACAACAGCCCCUACCGCGGACGGAAAAUAAGAGAAACUUGGACACUGGACACUGGAGGAACACUUAGAAUGAUAGAGAGACGUGGAAUUUCGUUACACCAAGAACGUCAAGCAAGCCUCCAGCUACACCUAGCACUUUGGAAGAAAAAACCAACAACAUGGCCUUGUCUGCAUUGCACUGAGGCACACUCCCGCAACCGGGGAACCGAAACCUUGAUAGCUUUCUCUUUUACUGUUCAACGAAGAGUUACUUUUUUGAACGUCGCUCUGGCUCGAAGACAGCCGUGACUUGGUCCUGGGAAACCUGCUCCAUGCUGCCGCAUUUCCAG